Messenger RNA from Corylus avellana, 1856 nucleotides. RefSeq lists its product as uncharacterized. NCBI's taxonomy places the organism in Eukaryota, Viridiplantae, Streptophyta, Magnoliopsida, Fagales, Betulaceae. The record is from RefSeq and is a predicted model, not a curated record.
UACUAUUAAGAUAAUGCUAAAUGACAUCCCCAUGUUGUCCUGUGUUCUCUUAAAAUUGAUACGACUUUUAAAAUCACCAUUAAAUUAAAAUUUAAUAGUAAUUUAUUACAAACCUAAUGGUGAUUUUAAAAAUCACAUUAAUUUUGAGAGGAUACAAUGAGGACUUGGGUCCUUUCAAACCACUAACAAAUGAUUUCCCACUCUGGGUGGUCUUUAUUUACUGUAGUAUAUGGCACUGUUUCAAUUUAGCUACAAAUUUCAUAUUUUUGUUAAUGUCUAUCUAAAGUGUUUGUAGACGUCUGGCAAGAUGAAAAACACCAGAGACCAAUCAUUAGAAAUGAUUGAACCAGUUCUAAUUAGUUGAGAUUCUCUUCUUUUCUGUGCAAUGGAUCAACCACUAGAAGUCAUCAGCUCAGCCUCCUCAGCCCCCUCCAUUGGCUCAUCCUCCGCACUAGCCUCACCAACUGCGCCCCCACCGUUAACGUUGUCACCAAUUUCACCUCACCCUCACCGCCACUUUCACCUGAACCAUUAUUCCUAACUGUUUUGCUAGCUUAUGCAACAUUGCUGGCAUGUAGUAUCACUCCACCGACAAUGAAAGCAUGAAGAAGCUCAGGAGGUGUGGGCUGUGGAUCCAACUUCAAGCAUACUUUGAAGUCGACUUGGAAUUUGAAGAUACAUUGGUAGAUGGGUUGUUCAUGGCCACAGACGGCAUUCUUUUUCCGGUAUCAGAAGAAAUGCCUACGGACAGAGUUCAGUAGAAGAACACAAGAUUGCUCCAAUCAAUACAAGAUUGUUCCAAUUCAUGCUUCCGAAGAAGAGAAGAGCAUGAAUUUCAAGAUCCUUCGAAGUCAUGGAGCCGGAGAACAUCGAUUGGAAGAACGUCGAGUCCAUAUUUGUCAAAGAUGACAUGUACGAGAACUUCGAUGCGCCUCAAUGGGUCGAUCUCUCUGCCCCGGACGAACCCAUUGACGAUGAACCUCGGUUCUGCAAUCCAGAUUGCAAGCAUCCGAAGAAUGCUGAAGAUUUUCUGAAACCAAUUCGCUAUUCGAAGGUUAAGCUUCUAAGAUCAGUUUCCAUUUCGGAAAUUUUUCCUUUCAGGGAUAGGAAUCGCAGAGAUGUGAAGCAAAAAGAACAAGAAAUAAAUUCAUCUUCAGCUGCAGCUGCAAAAGUUCCCACUCAAAAGUCUUUGAGAGCCAGAGGAUCAUAUUUUUCAAAGAAUUCCAUGGACAGUGAGAACAAGAAUCCAAACGUUUCUGCUCCCAUUCCCAAUGGCAGGACCACCAAGUCUAAGAAAGCAGCAUCGAAACCAAGCACAGAGGUGAAGAAACAAUUUGGGAAUCCGUUGGAGCACGAAAAGAAGCCACAGCUGAGGAGUACUUUCUCGGCGCGUAAUUUGUUAGGUGGACGGGAAAUUCUGAAUCAGAUCACGGAAUUCUGCUCUGAAUUGAAGAAAUUGGGGAGCAAGAGUUCGAAGAAAUCCACGGAGAAAGAGGAGCAUAGGGUUUUAGGUGAGCUGAAAGAGAGAGUCAGAGACAGAGAGAGGAUGCCUCUGCUUGAGACUAGAGAAGGGAAAGCCUGAAGCAAUGGAACAGAGGAAGGAAACAGGAGAAGAAACAGAGGAAACAGGUGGAGGACACAACAAUUUCGGGAUUUUUCAUUACCAAAUGAAUGCAACACGGAUUAUGAAGAGCAGUGCUGGGCUUGGCCCAAUACAUUUCCACUAAAUGCACUAUGUCGGCCGAGAUCAUAUUAGUAUUUUACAUCUCAUAAUAAUAUUGGUGUAAUAGUUUUAAUAAUUUAUUUUUUAUUUUUAAAUAAAUAUUAAUUUAAACAGCAUUGUAAAAUAAUUAUGA